AUGGUCAAGCUUCCCGAGUUCAAACAUGCCGCUGGAGAAUUGUACUCACCGGCACCAUACUUUCGACAUUUUCUGAUCAGAUCUUCUGGUCAAUACAGAAGGUCUGUCUUCGAUGUGCUAAAUUCAAAGCCUUACAGGUUCAACCUAUCUAAAUUGCAAAUAUCACAUCUACUGGACAAACGGCUACUACGGAUUUACACACCAACCACGACUUCUCUACUCUCUCCUUCGACACCCUCAACUCUUCCCCUACCGAAUUUCUCCGUUGUUUCGUACAACCAACAUGUUCACGAAACUGCUGUGCCUAGACCGGCACGUCUCGAUGUCGUUUACUAUCAAGACAAUAUAAUAGUGGUGGACAAGCCGACAGGAAUCCCCGUACAUCCGGUCCAGAAAUACUACCAUAAUACAAUCCAGCAUAUGCUGGCGAAUCAGAUCGGUGUUGCUCCAGAGUCGUUGUAUCCUAUACAUCGUUUGGAUAAACUCACUUCAGGCAUACUGAUCUUUGCUACGACUCAACAGACCGCCGCAACACUGAAAACAUGUUCAAAGGAGAAGCUCUACCUUGCACGAAUUAAGGGACGGCUGGUUAGAAACCAAUGUCAUGACGAUCUGGUGUACAUUUACCCAACGAGGCAUAUGCUUAAUGUCUACACAAACGCAAAAACUGAGUUUAGGGAAUUGGCCCAUGAUUUCUCCAGAAAUGAGUCCAUAGUGCUGGCUAAACUGUUCUCUGGAUACCCACACCAAAUUAGAAUACAUUUGCGUAAUCUAGGAACCCCUAUAAUUGAUGACCCGUUGUACGGGAGUCGGGGCAAAUACAGAGAGAUUAUCAAAUCAAAGGAUCAAGUAACUGAACAGUAUUGGAGAGUUCUCCUCUCAAGAUCCGAAUUGGUAAAGUCGACAUUACAAACAGGGGCCACUUGUGACCAAUGUGGCCAAGAAAAAUACUCUGAUCCACAAAUUUUGGGAAUAUGCUUACAUGCUUGGAGGUAUACACUACAAUUUGAUGCUGAUAAAAAAAUUCAGCUUCAAACUCGAAAUUUACCCAUUUGGAUGCCUAAAAAUUUUGACUUUCUGGAUAACCUUGAAGAAAACUUUAUAGAAAUAUAG
This is a messenger RNA of Pichia kudriavzevii, 1113 nucleotides long. RefSeq lists its product as uncharacterized. The record is from RefSeq and is a predicted model, not a curated record. Lineage: Eukaryota; Fungi; Ascomycota; Pichiomycetes; Pichiales; Pichiaceae. Gene Ontology annotation, biological process: pseudouridine synthesis. Bases 1 to 1113 code for a protein of 370 amino acids. Gene Ontology annotation, molecular function: pseudouridine synthase activity; RNA binding. The transcript has a single exon.